Molecule: messenger RNA, 2696 nt
Organism: Acanthisitta chloris (rifleman)
Lineage: Eukaryota; Metazoa; Chordata; Aves; Passeriformes; Acanthisittidae
Gene: SCAPER
Product: S-phase cyclin A-associated protein in the ER
Exons: 20
Molecular function (GO): zinc ion binding; nucleic acid binding
Source: RefSeq, a predicted model, not a curated record
CUCGUGAGUCUUGGCGCCAGAGCAACUCGUGGGGGGACAGAGUGGAGGAGGAGCCUGCGCGUCCCCCCGGCCAUGGCAUACACAUGCACGAGAAACUCUCCUCCCCCUCACGCAAAAGGACAAUAGCGGAAUCCAAAAAGAAACAUGAAGAGAAACAAAUGAAAGCUCAACAGCUGAGGGAAAAGUUACGUGAAGAAAAGACACUGAAGCUUCAAAAAUUAAUGGAGAGGGAGAAAGAUGUGAGGAAAUGGAAAGAGGAGUUGUUAGAUCAAAGACGGAGGAUGAUGGAGGAGAAAUUGCUCCAUGCAGAAUUCAAACGUGAAGUGCAGCUACAGGCAAUUGUGAAGAAAGCCCAGGAGGAAGAAGCUAAGGUCAAUGAAAUUGCAUUUAUAAACACCUUAGAAGCUCAGAACAAACGCCACGAUGUGUUGAACAAGCUGAAGGAGUAUGAGCAGCGCCUCAACGAGCUCCAGGAGGAGCGGCAGCGGCGGCAGGAGGAGAAACAAGCCCGGGAUGAGGCAGUUCAGGAGCGCAAGCGAGCGCUGGAGGCAGAGCGGCAGGCGCGGGUGGAGGAGCUGCUGCUGCGCAGGAAGGAGCAGGAGGCUCGGAUCGAGCAGCAGCGGCAGGAGAAGGAGAAAGCCCGAGAAGAUGCUGCACGGGAGAGGGCCAGGGAUCGAGAAGAGAGGUUGGCAGCUCUUACUGCAGCUCAGCAAGAAGCCAUGGAAGAACUGCAGAAGAAGAUUCAGCUGAAGCAUGAUGAAAGUAUUAGAAGGCACAUGGAACAAAUUGAGCAAAGAAAAGAGAAAGCAGCUGAAUUAAGCAGUGGAAGACAUGCUAAUACUGAUUAUGCACCAAAACUUACACCGUAUGAACGAAAGAAACAGUGCUCACUCUGCAAUGUCAUGAUUUCAUCAGAAGUGUAUCUCUUUAGCCACAUUAAAGGGAAAAAGCACCAACAAGCUGUGAGGGAAAACAGCAGCAUACAAGGACGAGAGCUUUCAGAUGAAGAAGUGGAGCACCUGUCGUUAAAAAAGUACAUUGUGGACAUUGUGAUUGAGAGUUCUGUUACUGUGGAACCACUGAAAGAUGGAGAGGAGAAACAGAAGAUUAGAAAGAAAGCCAAAAAGCUGAAGGCAAGGAUGAACUCCAGGGCGAAGGAAUAUGAGAGCUUGAUGGAAGCAAAAAGUGCUGUGUCUGACUCCCCAUUUAAAGCCAAGUUACAGCGAUUAGCAAAAGACCUCCUGAAGCACCUCCAGAUGCAGGACAGCUGUUCCCUGGGGAGCAACAAAGUUCCUGGUCUGGACAGGACUUUGGGAGAGAUCUCUCGUAUUCUGGAAAAAGAGAACACAGCAGAUAAGAUAGCAUUCCGGGCUGCUGGAGGUCUGAGUGCCCUUGAGAAUGUUCUCCAAACAGUGACUGCUCCCACCAACCUGAAUGCAGUUUCACGGGUUCCCUUCAAGUCCCUGUGCAGUGCAGUGAAUGUUUACAGCCUCGCCUGCAGCAACUGUGCAGAAAACUGCACCUAUGUUCUCUUCAGCAAUAAGAUCACUUUUCUGAUGGACCUGUUGAUACACCAGUUUAUGGUCAGUGUUCCAGAUGACCAUAAUGCUACUGCAGGCAGAAGUGUAAAUAAGCAGGUAUUUGAAGAUUUAACAACAGGACUUCUGAGGAUAACUGCUGUGAUUUUCAGAUGUCUAAUCUCCAGCUUCCCAGAUGGAAACAGCCACUCUACUGCACUGAAGAUACUACAGGAAGUGAAGAGUAAAUCCUCACAAGUGGAAGCUUUCAACAGCAGAGUCCAAGACUUAAUCAGUUAUGUGGUGAACAUAGGAUUGGUAGACAAGCUGUGCUGCUGCUUCCUGUCUGUGCAAGGCCCUGUUGAUGAGAAUGCCAAGACAGCCAGUUUCCUGCAGGGUGCCACGGCCAUGCUGCACGGGAUGUGCCAGCUCUGCGUCGCUGUCAGUGGCAGAUCUUGGAACAUAUUUGACAACACACGUCAGGACCCCACAGGACUAACAGCAGCUCUUCAGGCUACGGAUCUGGUUGGAGUCCUGCACAUGCUGUACUGUGUUCUGUUCCACGGGACGAUCUCCGACCCGAACACAGCCAGCCCCAAGGACAGCUAUGCUGCCAACACAGUCCAGGUUGCCAUUCAGAGUUUACGUUUCUUCAACAGCUUUGCUGUGCUUGACCUGCCUGCCUUCCAGUCUAUUGUGGGUGCUGAAGGACUGUCCCUCGCCUUCCGGCACAUUAUCAGCUCCCUGCUGUGGUACUGCUCCCAGCACACCUGUGAAGGAUUGCUGCACGAGGUCAUCAUCUGUGUGGGUUACUUCACUGUGAACAACACAGACAACCAGCUCAUUGUCCAGUCCGGCCGUCACCCCACGGUGCUGCAGAAGCUCUGCCAGUUGCCUUUCCAGUAUUUCAGCGAUCCUCGUUUAAUCAAAGUGCUCUUCCCCUCGCUGAUAGCUGCGUGUUACAAUAACCCUCAGAACAAGAUCAUCCUGGAGCAGGAGAUGAGCUGUGUUUUGCUGGCCACCUUCAUUCAGGAUUUUGCACAGAGCUCAGGCCAAGUGGAUAACCAGUUGUCUCAGCAGAGAGAAAAAAUUUUCAGUUCUCAAGAUUAUCUUGAGCUGUCCAACAGAUUCCCCCGGCAGUCCUGGGAAGAGGCUCGACAGUUUUUCUUGAAAAAAUAA